AUGGAUCCUGUAAUUCUCGCGAUAGUGGGUGUGUCAUCCACAAUCACUCUAAUUGUGGCUUUUGUCCUUUGCGCUAAGAGGCAAUCAUUCACAAUCGAACAUGACUAUGACCCUAAUUAUAUUUCACCAUCUGUGAGGGCGAAAAACGCCUACCGUGCCAGCCAUGUUCACCAACCCAUUACGAAUUUGACCAUCGAAAAUGGACAUUCUAAAUGCAGAGAUGAGUUAAUCGACAAGGCCGCGAAGGAAAGUGCCCCGGAAGUAAUCGUGAAUAACAAUGUGAGGGUGGAUGUUGUUAAGGAGACUUCCGGCGGCAUCCCUUCUGGAGAUCGCUUGGAGAGGAAAGAUGAGACUGGCGCAGGAGACGUUCCUUCCUAUCCUGCUAAAGACAGCAUGAAACAACCUAGUGCAAGGGGGCAGGAGGUUCACCGACAACCAAGUAAACGGAAAGCACCAACUGCUCCAGGUGGACCGACUGUGGGUGGACCGACUCAGGGCGGACCUACUCCCAGUGGAUCAAAUCAUCGUGCUGCGAGUUCAUCUGUAAAUCAGAAGUCUGUGAGCUCACCCACAGUAUCAGUGUCUACACCAGCUCGAUCAGCUACAACUCCUCCAAAGGUAUCAACCUCUCAAGGGCAGAAGGCAACAACAAAAAAUCCGCAGAGACAAUCGAAGCAGAAAGCACCAACCCCAAAGCAAACACCCACAAAAGCUGCUGCUGAUUUAAUCAAAAAGGAGGCACCGACGGCUGCAUCAGUGAGAUCUGUCCGAUCUGUCCCUUCUGACCCAGGUACCAACUCCAUUCCAAGAGCGACGAAAACAACGCCUUCUCCUGAGAAGGUGCACUUUGUCAAGAAGUCCUCAACACUUCCAGGACGAAGUAGCAAGAGACCGGCUCCUGUCGCCCCUGGAGAGGCAAAAUCAGUUAAGUUAACCGUGCCCAAAACAGAAGAUACAGAGCCUUCCAAAAAUGACAUAGCAAAACCUGAGACUCCUGCAGAAGACCUCACAUCAGGAAGUGAUGCGGGUAGUGUUGUGGACAAACCUAAACGAAAUUCUCGUCUCGACCGUCUUCCAAGCCUACCCAAAGAAAAUUCCUUUGAUUCUGGUUUGGAUGUCAAGCAAUCUGACAUCGCUUCCCUCUCAGCUGGAUCAGAUAGCUUCGAUGGUCCUGAUCAUGUUGAGGGUAAAGAUCUAAUCGAGGAAGAUCCAUACUCUAUCAUCAACACUAGGAAGUUGAGUGAGGAGAGUGUAGAACACAAUAACGUUGCCGAUAAUGAUGAUACACCACAUAAAAAUGGAGAACAUGGAGAGGAGAAUCCGGUGGCAAAGGACGAUGGGAUCGUCCUGGAACUAGCACCCGAUGUGGCGACUGAUGGCAGCCCCACAGAGACGGAUGCUAAGGCUGAACCCCCCUAUGCCAAGGUCAUCAAGAGGAACAAGAGGAAUCGAGCGAAUGUACGCGUCCGAUUUUUGGAACAUCCAGAGGAGACCGAACCGAAUGAUCCACCGACGCCUGGGCCUUUGAUUUCUAUGAUGAAUACGCCCACCGUCGCUGGUGUUUCAGUCGGCCAAGACGGAAAGCCUGUUUCACAUCACACUACUGUCAUGGGGUUCUUAACAUAUUUUUCUGGGGUUCUACUGCUGCUGGUUCAGUUCUCUCUCAUCGUCCGGGAAAUUUCCGCCCAGUGCGCGAGUGAAUUAUCUGUGUCCUCAUCCAAUCUUUCACCAGUAUCAGGGGAUUUUCUCCAACUCUCCUGCAACGUGAGUGAUGCCAACUUCGAGAGGGCGUCCUGGUACCAGGGAGAAACACUUUUAGUGAUGGGUCUCACCAAGUUGGUGGACAACCCUCGGCUGCUAUUACCAGGUGAAGUGGACAUCGGAGACGGUUGCUUCAACUUCGGUAUUGGCAUCCGUCAGGCAUCCCCAGAAGAUGCUGGUGAGUACACUUGCCGCAUCGGUAACGCAACAUCAACCUCAAUGGCCAUAGACGUAGUUGUUAAACCUGAUAGCACGUAUCCAACGUGUCACGCUGAUCUUAAUGUAGGUGCUUCUGCAGAUGAGGAUGCUACUGUCACACUGGUUUGUCAGACACAAACUGGUAACCCUCCCUGGUCACCUACUUGGGGUUCGAUGGUACUAGGUGGUGUCGAGAACGUUUCGAUCAGUGGAGAGUUCACAACGAGUCUCUUAGAGCUUACGGUCACACCGGAAGUACUUGGAUCGACGUUCGGCUGUUCCGCUGCGUGUAAUUCUAGCCAUAUUAGCUGUCUAUCCAGUGAUGUACGGAACUGUUCUAUCAGUGGCCUAUUAACGGCUUUACCGAUGUUACAACUUAUUGAAGCAGGUGGCAAUGCAAACUACACUUGUGAGACUUCCUUCCGUAACCAUAGGGUCUUGUGGAUUAUCCCUGAAGGAAUUCAAAUGGCAUCAACUGCGAAUACAGAAUGUUCGGCUGACAAUACUUCGUGUAACUUGAUACUUUCGAAUCUAGAUCCUGCAAGUAAUGGAACACAGAUCAAAUGUGCCUUGAGUCCAGUCGGUUCAAACGAAAUCACCAUGGAGAGCUCGGUUGUCGUAUUGGUACAUCCGGAGUCUACUACAAGCACACUUACAACCGACAUUAACACUGUAACUACUCAACAGUCUUCUACCACUCCAUUCAUAACGCCACCACCGCCCCCUCCUCCAACGCCGCCAUUUGUUGCCACUAGACCUCGUCCUACCACCGUUGGUCCUACAACAGUGUCUACCACUGCAAUACCUGUAACAACUUCUACCACCUCAGCUUCUACUACGAACCCUACUACAUUAGGCACCACAGUACCUACCACUACAACCACUACUAUGCCGCAAACACCUUCACCAGAUUUAUCCCCAAGUUCGACCCUGUCAUCAGGCCCUCUGCCUAGUACAUCCGUUGAAACUACAACUCCAGGCUCUGGGGAAAGCAGUUCAGCCGGCGUCAGCAUUGUUGAAAUCAUCGCAAUCGUCGUGACGAUAUCCAUUUUCCUCAUUGUCCUCAUCGUCCUCUUUGCCUGCGUGUUGUUUCGCAGGAAUGCCUCCGCGGAGAAGCGCGGAAGGCUUCGCAGGGAUGCCGCCAUGUUGGACUCGCAUGCGCCCUCUCCGUUCAACGCAUACGACAUGCAGACUGUGAUUGGGGGCAAAGACGCCAAGGAAAUGAGCGGUCCACCCGAAGAAAAAUCAGGCGGUGACGAUUCCAUGGGUUAUCUCCUUCCUAUACCCGACUUAGACGCGGAAGAUGAUGAUGACGUCGAUAAUAGUUCCUUUGAUAACCCCGGAUUUGAUAAAGAUUCGGCUCUGUACGCCUCCAUUCCUUCGAAAUCAAAUUAUGUAAACGAAAGAUUUUACCAUAACACACUGCCUCACAUCGAUGACAGGCGUCAGAAUGGAUCAAUUGAUCAAGGAUAUUAUGAACAUUAUUCGGAUCCUGAACUUGGCAGUGGUUCUAGGAUAGUCCAUGGUAUAAUAAGUACUACUUUGUAG
Strongylocentrotus purpuratus (purple sea urchin) is the source of this 3507-nucleotide messenger RNA. Its product is annotated as mucin-5AC-like. NCBI's taxonomy places the organism in Eukaryota, Metazoa, Echinodermata, Echinoidea, Camarodonta, Strongylocentrotidae. The record is from RefSeq and is a predicted model, not a curated record. Bases 1 to 3507 code for a protein of 1168 amino acids. The transcript has 3 exons.